Molecule: messenger RNA, 1859 nt
Organism: Pyrus x bretschneideri (Chinese white pear)
Lineage: Eukaryota; Viridiplantae; Streptophyta; Magnoliopsida; Rosales; Rosaceae
Product: negative regulator of systemic acquired resistance SNI1
Exons: 16
Coding region: 92-1549 (485 amino acids)
Biological process (GO): negative regulation of DNA-templated transcription; DNA damage response; negative regulation of systemic acquired resistance
Cellular component (GO): Smc5-Smc6 complex; nucleus
Molecular function (GO): transcription cis-regulatory region binding
Source: RefSeq, a predicted model, not a curated record
CAGUCCUUCUCCGGUAUUUGGCGGGAACACAAACCCAAUUUCUUUUCUUUUUAUACGAAUUAGGGUUUCGAAAUUCCGGCAUAGGAAAAAGAUGGAGAAGCCCGGCACUACAAGAAACGUGGGAGGAAUCGAAGAGAACAUAUUAGCGAUCCUCGAUUCUUCCGAGGCUAAAGACAAUCAGGACGCCUACGAGGAUAGAAUCACUUUUCUUGAAGCCGUUCGCGCUGCUUCCAUUGUACCGAAAGACGGAACUCCACCUACCUAUGCCAUGUUUGAGGCAAUCUUCUCCAUCUUGAGGAUUGGGAAGUCUCUAGAAUUGACCAUGGAAAGUUUUCAGCUUUUGAAUGAGUUAGAUAAGCGUUUCCCUCGGGUAUAUUCUUCUGAUGUAGAUAAUUCAACAUCAUCCAGUAGUGUGCCUGAAUUAAUCGUGGUUGAAGAGGCUUGGUAUCCAUUCGCUUCCUUUGAAAAUGCUAGUAAUGAGAGGGGAGCUACUAGUAACUCUGGGGGACCAGUUGACUCCUCUGGUUUCCAACUUUUGAUACAAGACCUUGCUGAUGCAACUGAUGAAGCAAACUUCCAAGCAUCAGAAACAAAGACUUUAGCAAACAUGCUAUUGUUUCAAUACCUGAUUAAUGUUUUGGAAUGGGACUUUCUACCACGUAACCGUAUCUAUAAAGAAACCAUGAACUGGGUAGUUCUGAGAGAGUCGUUAGUCAACAUGCUUCUGGUGUCAAGGAAAGUAAAUCAGAAAAGCUUGACGAAGGAUUGCUUGACCAUUAUGUGUAAAUUGUAUCAAACCCAUGCUGGAUUCACCGAUGAUCUGAUAUGUUCAAAGAAAUCUGUGGCACAACCCGCUGAAAAUUUUGAUGCUGCUACUGCAAUUGCUUUACUCGAGAUAGGAAAGAAUACCUGCAUAGCCAUGCAGAAGUUUCUAGUAAUUAUUAUGGAGCUUGAUGUAUCCAAGCAGAGUGCAGAUAUCCAAGGUUCUACUACCCGAGCUGAUGGUAUCAGAACUCCUCUGUUGGAGAUAAUUCUGGACGAACUAACGUACAAUAAAGAUAUUCUUGACCCAUUUCUCCAGGUUUUCGAUGAACCUAAAUGGAAGCUUGAGAUGGUUGUUAAGUACUUGUGGAAAUAUAUUGCUAAACCUUCUAUUCGCACUCGUAGGUCAAAUGGUCCUCCAGAUGAUGAUGCAUCUUUCAACGGAGCGUUGAAGUGCCUUUCAAAUAUCACCAGCGCAAAAAGUACCAUAAAGAAGAUUAGGACAGAAGUAGUACAGUUGCUUUUAGCACAUGGAUUUCAGGCUCAUUUGUCGCUGCCAUGUGAAAACCAUCUUGUUGGAGAUGCAUCUGCUUCCGAUGAAGAAAAAAGUAGCAGCUCGCUUGUUGAAAUAUGUGAGAAUAUAAUAUCAGCAUUCAAAAAUAUGAAGGACAGCAGACAAGCGCAUGGAGGUCUUGUCACUUGGAAAGGAAGCACUAUUUACAGCAGCUACGAUUGUAUCAGCAAAGUCAUAGUAUGUUACAGGUCAGCUGCACAUAGCUAUUGGUGAAAGCUUAACGAGAACUGAGGAACGUGCGCGAGAGUUGUUUUUUUCAUCAGUCCUAAACCGUCAUGCCCGUCUACUUUUGUUUUAGGAUUAAUCUGCAUUAGGUUGUACAAUCGUAGUGAUAUAGUUUAGUCAGGAUAGAAUUCAAGUAUUCGAACGGGUUGUCCUGGACUGCCUCAUGAAAUGGCUAGUAUUAAACAGAAAAACCCAGGAGAAUGUAUAAACAUUGACGAAUGCCAUCUUUCAAUGUACCAUGUAUUCUACCUGAAGAUUCACAUGAUCAAUCAAGAAAUACAAAUAUUACACCGCACAA